AUCGAAAGAGAACAUUCUAAAAUGGGCAGGGUGAUGGUGGCUGUUUAGACAUGGUCUCACUGGUUUGCUUUACGGCUUCAGGUUUAUAAUCUUUCAAGACAGAAUAGUGUAUCUGUUGAAUAAUUUCAGAACAUCCGUAGUUGGACGCCAAGGCUUCACAGAUUGGGAGUAUGAAUUUGUUCUUUCUGAAAAUGUAUGUUCCUCUGUAUAGCCCUUAAUCUCAUUCCCUUUUUAGUGUCCCAGUGAAGACCUAGUUCUUCCCAGAGACAGUUCCACUCCAGAAGCACUUCCCCUAGAAGGACUUGCCAGGCCGGACGAUGCCCAUUGACAUAGGGCAGGCCCUAGGCCUGCCAUCACUGGCAAAGGCUGAGGAUACCCAGAUCUCUGGAUCAGAUGCUGCCCUUCAAGAGGAGUUCUCCAGCCCUGAGACCGCACGCCAGCUUUUCAGGCAGUUCCGUUACCAGGUGAUGUCUGGGCCCCACGAAACCCUGAGACAACUUCGGAAGCUCUGUUUCCAGUGGCUGCGGCCGGAGGUUCACACCAAGGAGCAGAUCCUAGAGAUCCUCAUGUUGGAGCAAUUUCUGACCAUCCUGCCUGGGGAGAUCCAGAUGUGGGUGCGGAAACAAUGUCCAGGCAGUGGAGAAGAGGCAGUGACUCUUGUGGAAAGCUUGAAGGGAGACCCCCGGAGACUGUGGCAGUGGAUCAGCAUCCAAGUUCUAGGACAGGAAAUCUUAUCGGAGAAGAUGGAAUCUCCAAGCUGCCAAGUGGGGGAAGUGGAACCCCAUCUCGAAGUAGUGCGUCAGGAGUUGAGACUUCAGAAUUCACCCUCAGGACCUGGAGAGUUUCUGAGUCACAUCGUGAAAGAGGAAUCUGACACAGAACCAGAAUUAGCUCUGGCUGCUCCCCAGCUUCCUGCACGACAUGAGGAAAGGCUCAUCAGAAGCCAGGACUUCGGAGCCUCACUUCUCCCAGUAGCACCUCAGGAGCAGUGGAGACACCUGGAUUCCACUCAAAAGGAGCAAUACUGGGAUCUCAUGCUGGAGACCUAUGGGAAAAUGGUCUCAGGAGCAGGCAUUUCCAAUUCCAAACCUGACUCGACUAAUUUGACAGAAUAUGGGGAAGAGCUGACAGGACUGCACUUUAAUGUCAUUGAGAAGAUUCCAAGACCCACUUGCGUAGGAGAUAGACAAGAGAAUGACAAAGAGAACCUAAACUUGGAAAAUCAUAGGGACCAGGAACCUCUGGAUGCCUCCUGUCAGGCCUCAGGAGAGGCACCUUCUCAGGUUUCCUUGAGGGGCUUCUUCAGCGAAGAUGAACCAGGAUGCUUUGGAGAAGGAGAGAAUCUCCCUGAGAUUCCACAAAGCCUUCAAGAUGAAGGGAUGGGGGGACAACUCUCUUCUCAAGAAAGGAAUUCUGGGAAACAAUUAGGUCAGCAUUUGCCUAAUCCCCAUUCGGAAGAACUGUCCACUAUGUGGCUUGAGGAGAAGAGAGAGACCUCCCAGAAAGGGCAGCCAAGAGCCCCCAUGGCCCAGAAGCUCCCCACCUGCAGGGAAUGUGGGAAAACCUUUUAUAGGAAUUCUCAGCUUGUUUUUCACCAAAGAACUCACACUGGAGAGACAUACUUUCAGUGCCCCAUCUGCAAAAAGGCCUUUCUGCGGAGUUCAGACUUUGUGAAGCAUCAGAGAACUCACACAGGAGAGAAACCCUGUAAAUGUGAUUAUUGUGGGAAGGGCUUUAGUGACUUCUCAGGAUUGCGCCACCAUGAGAAAAUCCACACAGGAGAAAAACCCUAUAAAUGUCCCAUCUGUGAGAAAAGUUUUAUUCAAAGAUCAAACUUUAAUAGACAUCAGAGGGUUCACACAGGAGAGAAACCUUAUAAAUGUUCCCACUGUGGGAAAAGUUUCAGCUGGAGCUCAAGUCUUGACAAACAUCAAAGAUCCCACUUAGGAAAGAAGCCUUUUCAAUAGCCUAUGCCAGAUUCUCUUAGCCCAUUUUUAUCUUCUAGUCCUUUAAAAAAAAAUACUCAACUCUGAUGAGGAGUUGCAUCUCUGAGUGGAUAUCUCUCUUCUCUCUUUUUUCAUGGAUUGGAGAGGAGAGAAGCUGGAAAUGAUGGUACACCUGGAGGAUUUAUUGGAUUGGAAUUCUUGAUGGCUUAAUUUUUUGUUUCUGCAUCAGGAGAGAGAAUAUUCUUCAUGUUUCAGCUCAUAUCUCCUUUUGGACCCAUACAGGAAAAAGUCUCAAUUUGAGAGCCAGUUUUAAAAAUGCUAUCUGGGUUAUGCGCGGUGGCUCACACCUGAAAUCCCAGCACUUUUGAAGGCAGAA
Messenger RNA from Carlito syrichta (Philippine tarsier), 2322 nucleotides. It is a transcript of the gene ZNF18, whose product is annotated as zinc finger protein 18. Gene Ontology annotation, molecular function: DNA-binding transcription factor activity, RNA polymerase II-specific; RNA polymerase II cis-regulatory region sequence-specific DNA binding. The transcript has 6 exons. The record is from RefSeq and is a predicted model, not a curated record. Gene Ontology annotation, biological process: regulation of transcription by RNA polymerase II. Bases 318 to 1967 code for a protein of 549 amino acids. Lineage: Eukaryota; Metazoa; Chordata; Mammalia; Primates; Tarsiidae.